UUGAAAACGCAACGUGAUGACGUGACAUCUGCGACGCAUCUCGCCACAGCCAUGCGCCAGUUGCAGCAUUGUUGUGGUAACCCUUGUGAUAAGUUAGCUAUUAACGAAUAGUUUGUGGCAUUGACGUGUUUUCUCGCCAAAGUUUAGUGUAGAAAGUGACAAAGGAGCUUAGGACGGCGGCAAGAGCAGCGGCGGAGCAACGUGCUGAGCCUCUUCCUCCUUGUCUGACGGCUGUGAGUGUGUCAGGACAGGAGGACUGCCAUGUAGUUAGGCAGAAGAAUGAGCAGUCAGCAUACUCUAACAGACGGGACAGACGAACUCACGGUCCAGCAGGAAAAUGAACUAGAAGCCCUCGCUUCUAUCUUUGGAGAUGAUUUCCAGGAUCUGCGGAACAACGAUCCGUGGAAGGUUAAAAGGCCUCCAGAGGUGUACCUCUGCCUGCGGCCCAACGGGCUGAACAACGGUGAGGAAUGCUACGUGACAGUGGACUUGCAGGUCAAAUGUCCACCCACAUACCCAGACGUGCCUCCCGAGCUGGAGCUGAAGAAUGCCAAAGGUCUGUCCAACGAAAACCUCCAGAACCUUCAGAGUGAGCUCACCAAGCUGGCAGCAGUGCGAUGUGGAGAGGUGAUGAUUUUCGAGCUAGCAGACCACAUCCAGGGCUUCCUGAGCGAGCACAACAAGCCUCCGCCACGCUCCUUCCAUGAGGAGAUGCUGAAGAACCAGCGCAGGCAGCAGGAGAAACGAGCCCAGGAGGAGAAGCGGAGGAUGGACCAGCAACGCAAGCAGGAGGAGGAGAUGGAAAAAGAGAUCAUGGCUGAAAUCCAAAGAAGAGAGGAGGAGAAACGGGAGGAAAAGAGAAGGAAGGAGAUCGCCAAACAGGAGAGACUUGAGAAUGUGGAGCAGUCAGUCUCUGCUAGCUCCACCCUGUUAGGGAAGAGCCCACCCAGCCCAGGUAGAGCUCCUUUUGAAAUGACAGAGGCCAAGAAAGCAGUCGGUAAUCGCCGUCGGACUACAUCGAAUACACGCCACAGACGUGACACAGUUAAUGAGGACAACCAGCGCUCGCAAGAGGUUCUUCACUUCAACAGCAACUUUUACGGUGAACUUGUCGUGCACAGUGGGAAAAGAUUAGGUGUAAGCGAGAGGCUCGGCCGGAACGUUUAUUAUGGAUUUGUGGCGAACUCGGGAGACUUUGCUGUGAUCUACGAGUGGUCACUGCGAUGGAACAGGAAGAUGGGCAAGUUCUUCACCACCCAGGAGAAAGGAAGGAUAGAGAUUUGCAAAAAGCAGAUCCACGGGGCAGAAAAUGAGUUCAACUCCCUCCUGAGGCUUGACCACCCAAACUUGGUGCGCUACACGGCAAUGAGCACCACUGAGAAGGAGGACUGCCUCGUGGUUAACUUGCUGGUGGAGCAUGUGGCUGGAACCAACUUGAACCAAAGCCUAAACACCAAUGGCCCGGUCCCUCUGGACAAACUGUGUCAUUACACAGCCCAGCUGCUGGAUGCUCUCGACUACCUUCAUUCCAACUCUGUGGUCCACAAACAGCUGGGGGCCUCAAGCGUGCUGGUGGAUUCUGAGGGCAACGUUCGUUUGACUGAUUACAGUCUAUCAAAGAGAUUCUCUGAUAUCUGCAAAGAAGAUAUUUUUGAGCAAGCCCAUGUGCGUUUCUCUGAGGACACAGCAAUGCCAACAAAAACGGGCAAAAAAGGGGACAUGUGGAACUUGGGGCUGAUGCUGCUGGCUCUGAGUCAAGGCAAGGAGGUGAAGGAAUAUCCAGUUACAGUGCCAGACAGCCUGCCUGCUGACUUCCAGGAUUUCCUCCACAAAUGUUUGUGCCUGAAUGAUGCUGACCGCUGGACAGCCCAGCAGCUUUUGGACCACUCCUUCAUCAAGCCUCCAUCACCUAAAAACCUGCCGCAGUCCCAGGAUGCCAGCCCAGAAGAUCUCGCCGUGGACUUGGUGCCAUCAGUCAUCCCACAGAGCCACCUCCUCAGUGCUCCAUUCAUCUCCGGGGUGCAGAGGCAGUUUUCUCGCUACUUCAGUGAGUUUGAGGAACUCCAGCUCCUUGGAAAGGGAGCCUUUGGUGCUGUCAUCAAGGUUCAGAAUAAUCUCGAUGGCUGCUACUAUGCCGUAAAGCGCAUCCAGGUCAACCCAGCCAGUAAGCAGUUCAGACGGAUCAAAGGCGAGGUGACACUGCUCUCACGCCUCAACCAUGAGAACAUUGUUCGCUACUACAACGCCUGGAUCGAACGGCAUGAGACUCCCUCGGUGGGCGUGCUUAGCAACACCGACAGCUCUGAGCCUCAGACCACUGCUGACAAAUCUCCUCAGUGCAAAAAGCUUCCACUGUGCCUCAACGAGCUGGGCCUUCCUGACAACGUGGAGGACAUUGCGCCGCCACCGGCUCUGUCGAGCUCUGUGGAGUGGUCCACCUCCAUAGAGAGAUCCUCCAGCGCCAAAUGUCGGGGACAUCAGUCAAGUGAUGAUGACGAUGAUGAUGAUGACGAAGAGGAGGAUGUUUUUGGUGCCUCUUUUUUACCAUCAGACAGCGACUCGAGAAGUGACAUCGUCUUUGACAAUGGCGAUGAAAGCAUGGACGAGAUGUCACUGGUUGAGCCAAGCAAAAGGCCGGUGAACAACACAACAGAGAGCUCAGACUUGGAACAAGUUCCUCUCACAGCCCAUUACCUGUACAUACAAAUGGAAUACUGUGAGAAGAGCACUUUAAGGGACACAAUAGAUCACGGCCUGCACCAGGACCAAAACCGGCUCUGGAGACUCUUCAGGGAAAUACUAGAUGGCCUUGCAUACAUCCAUCAGCAGGGUAUGAUUCAUAGAGACCUGAAGCCUGUCAACAUAUUCCUUGACUCACAGGACCAUGUGAAGAUUGGAGACUUUGGUUUAGCUACAGACCAUCCUGCUAAUGUGGCUGCAGGUAAAUUUGAAGUGGAGGAGAGUGGCUCAGCAGUGAUUUCCAAACCAGAUCCAACAGGUAACAUGACAGGCAUGGUUGGUACUGCCCUCUAUGUCAGUCCAGAGGUUCAAGGAAACACUAAAGCCACCUAUAAUCAAAAAGUAGACCUGUUUAGCCUGGGCAUCAUCCUGUUUGAGAUGUCCCACCGGCCCAUGACCACGGGGGCAGAGCGCAUCUCUGUCCUGAGCCAGCUACGUGAGGAGCCCAUCAUCUUCCCUGAGGACUUCACCGCGCAUGAGCAAGGAUCACAAAGGAGAGUGAUAGAGUGGCUACUGAACCACGACCCUGCCCUGCGGCCCACCGCCCAGGAACUGCUGAAGAGCGAGCUGCUGCCUCCGCCACAGAUGGAGGAGUCAGAGCUGCAUGAGGUGCUGCAGCACACCAUGGCCAAUAUCAAUGGCAAGGCCUACCGCACCAUGGUGGGCCAGCUGUUUGCUCAGACGACCUCUCCAGUGAUGGAUUAUGCCUAUGACAUGGACCUGCACAAGGGCAGCUUCAACUUCAGCAGUGCAAAAUUGCAGCAGUAUGUGCAUGAAACAAUCACCAGGAUCUUCAAAAAGCACGGUGCGGUGCGUCUCCAGACACCGCUGCUCCUCCCCAGAAGAAAGAAGCUGUUUGAUGGCAGCGAGCCGACCUGCUUCAUGGACCACAGUGGAAUGCUGGUUACUCUGCCCUAUGACCUUCGUAUGGCGUUUGCAAGAUUCGUCGCUCGGAAUAAUGUAACACAUCUGAAGAGGUAUAGCAUUGAACGCGUUUUCCGCCCCAAAAAACUGGAUCGGUCACACCCGAGGGAGCUUCUGGAGUGUGCCUUCGACAUCAUCACACCUGUUACCAACACCCUGCUUCCUGAUGCCGAGACCAUUUACACCAUCUCUGAAAUAGUCCAGGAAUUCCCCGGACUUCAGGAAAGGAACUAUAACAUUUACCUGAACCACACCAGCUUGUUGAAGGCCAUCCUGCUCCACAGCGGAGUCCCUGAGGACAAACUGAGCCAGGCCUCCAACAUACUGUGUGACGCCAUGAAUGAAAAGUUGACCAAACGUGAGGUUGAGGCAAAGUUCUGCAACUUUUCACUGUCAACCAACAGUUUGCAGACGCUGUACAAGUACAUAGAUUUGAAGGGGGAUCUGCAGGACCUGGUGCCACUGCUGACAUCACUCACCAAACAGAAGACUGCCGUCACUCAGCUGGCCAAGCAAGGCCUCAAGGACCUCGAGGAGGUCACAAUGCUGCUGCGUAGACUGGGAGUUAAACUGCAGGUGGUGGUGAAGUUAGGCUUAGUAUACAAGGUGCAACAUCACUCUGGGGUCAUCUUCCAGUUUGUGGCUUUCGUUAGGAGACGCAAGAGAACUGUACCUGAGAUUGUGGCCGCUGGAGGACGAUAUGACCAUUUGAUCCUGCAAUUUCGACGGGGAGCUUCCACAGUGCCGGUGCCCUCUGCAGUGGGAGCCAGUGUGGCCCUUGACAAAGUCUUUGCUGCUAUUGCAAAUAUGGAGGAGCCACCGUCAGUGAGUUCCUGCGAUGUGCUGGUGGUCCCAAUUGGGCAUUCUUCAAUGACAAGAGCCAUUAAUGUUGUCCAGAAGCUGUGGAGCGCUGGCAUUUCCACAGACAUCGCCUACGAUGUCUCACAGUCUCAGGAGACGUUGUUGGAGCACUGCAGGCUAGCUGGCAUCAGCUGCAUGGCCCUGGUCUCUGACAAGGAGGGAAACCACGUGAAGGUCAAAUCCUUUGAGAAGGACAGACAGUCUGAGAAGCGGAUUCCCGAGUUUGACUUGGUGGACCACAUCAUUCAGAAAUGUCGGACCAAAUUCUUUGAGGAAAGAAACACCAGAGAAAUCCCCGAAAGCAUGUCUCUUCAGAACCCUAAAGGAUCCCUGCUCAACACCUCAGGCUCUUCAGAACAGCAUGGGUGCAGCGGCAACAUGAACAUGAAUGUGAACGUCAUCAGCCCGGAAAAAGUUUCUUCCAGUGCCAGACGCCGAUAUGAGACUCAGAUCCAAACCAGAUUACAGAAUCUCGGUAGCAAUUUGCAAAACAAGAGCAAUGACAUUGAGAUUCUGGCAGUGGACCUGCAGAAGGAAACACUGAUCAACUUCCUGUCCCUGGAGUUUGAUAGUGAAGACCAGUUCAACAGCAGCGUGAAGACUCUGCUGUCUCGCCUCCCGAAGCAGCGUUACCUAAAGUCCAUCUGCGAUGAGAUCCACCAUUUCAGAAUCGUAAAGAAGGUGGGUGUGCUUGUCUUGUACAGCUACAGGGAUGACUACUAUAAGAUCCUUCUCUGAAAACCCAACGGUUCCAGUGGCCUGGGAGAUGUCCCGCUUGGCUUGAGGCUCAGUAGAUUCCCAGAGACUGUUCAUCUCGGGACCCGCAGAAUCUGCUUGAGGAUUGACAGGUUUUCCCUUUGGAAUCCCAAAAGACACAAAUGAUUACUGGUUUUUUUUGUUUGUUUGUUUGUUUUUUGUUUUUUCUCUGCCAUGUUGAAUGGUAACUCAGCUGUUUGAUCCCAAAUCUACAACUUUCCCAAAACCUUCCAGUAUUUUGUGGUUUUCUCUCAGACUGGACACUGGACACAGGUUUGCUGGACUUUUUUGCCUUAAACAGCAGCAGAAAUUGAAGUGCAGAGGGCUUUUUACUGAAGAAUGUGUCAUGAAAGCAGCACAUUUCUAAUUAGCAACAGGAAUGAUAGUAGAAAUAAAGCACUUUUGGAGCUGUGA
This is a messenger RNA of Scatophagus argus, 5694 nucleotides long. RefSeq names its product eukaryotic translation initiation factor 2 alpha kinase 4 (gene eif2ak4). Gene Ontology annotation, molecular function: ATP binding; protein binding; eukaryotic translation initiation factor 2alpha kinase activity. Gene Ontology annotation, biological process: DNA damage checkpoint signaling; regulation of translational initiation by eIF2 alpha phosphorylation. NCBI's taxonomy places the organism in Eukaryota, Metazoa, Chordata, Actinopteri, Scatophagidae. Gene Ontology annotation, cellular component: cytosol. The transcript has 39 exons. The coding region runs from base 280 to 5262 and encodes 1660 amino acids. The record is from RefSeq and is a predicted model, not a curated record.